This is a messenger RNA of Clonostachys rhizophaga, 939 nucleotides long. The record is from the annotation of a GenBank genome assembly. NCBI's taxonomy places the organism in Eukaryota, Fungi, Ascomycota, Sordariomycetes, Hypocreales, Bionectriaceae.
AUGACACCUUCCGACCAGCUCGAAGAUAAGAAGCAACAUCGCAGACUGCAGAACAGAGCCAACCAAAGAGCCCGAAGACUACGUCUAAGAGAAAAGGACUCUGGUACCAAAACGGUCAACCAGGGCCCGUUUGACAUCACGCGAUGGCGUCUCAGUGGCCGCAGCACCGGCCCGCCGCCUCUCUGGCCUGUCGCUUCUGAAAACCAAAGAAUCUUGACCCAACUCGCAAAUAUGAUUCGGGCAGAGGUUGCAGCUAAUACACGGGACGGCGAGAAGACUUGCGAUCACGCUCUACGCUCCGCCUACGAGACCCUCUCGUCGACUCCUUCUCCCAGACGGGACCUCCUGUUAAGCUUGAUACAGUAUAAUGUCCUGCGCGGAAUCUUCGACAACAAACUCGCCAUUAUGAGUUUGGUCACGUACUUUGCCGAUAGCCAGCUCCGGGUCACAUUCCAAAAGGACGACCACCCAACCCGAGCUGUCAUCUUGCCGAGGACGCGCGAGGCCCUCCCGCCAUCCCUUCUACCAACAGAAUUGCAGAUGACAGCCGAGCACCCGACUUGGAUGGACACGCUCCCGUUUCCAAAUAUGCGCGACAACUUGAUUAAGCGGGAAGGGGGCUUUGAUCCCCGUGAAUUCGCCCAGGACCUUGUUGGCGACCUUCUGGACAUUACCAGGCACUACAUGCCAGAAUCCGAAAAAUUUUCCGGUGAUUAUCUUGGAUCUGGUCCCCUGCAAGGGGACGAUGAGCUCACUACGACACGCAACGGCCUCAUUGUAUGGGGAGAGCCGUAUAACGCCGGAAAUUGGGAAGCCACUCCAGGGUUUGUACGCAAGUGGCGGUGGGUCAUGGAAGGCUGUGAAUGUCUGAUUGAGUCUACUAAUCGUUGGCGGGAGAGUCGGGGCGAGGAACCUCUUGCUGGGAUGUCUGCCCACUGA